Molecule: messenger RNA, 1482 nt
Organism: Sesamum indicum (sesame)
Lineage: Eukaryota; Viridiplantae; Streptophyta; Magnoliopsida; Lamiales; Pedaliaceae
Product: putative trehalose-phosphate phosphatase H
Biological process (GO): trehalose biosynthetic process
Molecular function (GO): trehalose-phosphatase activity
Source: RefSeq, a predicted model, not a curated record
CUCUCAACUUACUUAUAAAUGGACAGCAACCCACAUUCUCCUUGUCACUUGCGACUUCUGUCUCCUCCCUCCUUUGUUUUCUUCCUCUCUGCAACAUCAACACCCUCUUCUUCUUCUCCUUCUCCUCUGUUUUUUACAUCAAUUUUCCAUCCCUUUUCCGGGUCUCCAGGUCUCUUUGCAUUGGGAAGUAGAGUGGUUAUGACAAACCAAGCAAACAUGGUGAUUUCCGAUGCAAAAUCAGGCCUGACGAGGGCUAUAGCAGUUGCCCUCUCCGAGUCCUUCUCGCCGCAACUGGUCUCGCAGUACUUCACCAGGAAGAAGUUGCUCAAGAAGCUCGAGAGCUACGGCAAUGAUGCCGGGAUCAACGCUUUCCUCGACUCAAUGCGGGCUUCUUCCCCCACCCGCCGGUCCUCAGACGCUGAACAUCAAGAUUCUUGGACUCUCCGCCAUCCCUCGGCUCUGAGCAUGUUUGAGGAAAUAAUGGAUGCAUCAAAAGGGAAGCAGAUAGUUGUUUUUCUUGAUUAUGAUGGAACUUUAUCGCCCAUUGUCGACGAUCCAGACCGUGCUUUCAUGACUAGUGAGAUGAGAGAAGCCGUAAGGGACGUCGCCAAGCUUUUCCCGACGGCCAUUGUGAGCGGGAGGUGCCGAGCUAAGGUCUAUAAUUUUGUAAAACUGUCCGAGCUUUAUUACGCGGGUAGUCAUGGAAUGGACAUCAAGGGACCAGCCAAAGGACAUCGAAAAGGAAAUCAAACUGUCCUCUGCCAACCUGCCAGAAAAUUCCUGCCGAUGAUAGAUGAGGUCUACAAAUGUUUGAUAGAGAAAAUUGAGCACAUCCCGGGAGCAAAAGUCGAGAACAACAAGUUCUGUCUGUCUGUGCACUACCGUUGCGUCGAGGAAAAGAGGUGGGGUGAAUUAGCUGAUCAAGUUAAAUCAGUGAUCAAGGACUAUCAACAGCUGAGAUUGAGUCAAGGGAGGAAAGUGUUGGAGAUUCGUCCCACUAUAAAAUGGGACAAAGGAAAUGCACUUGAGUUCUUGUUGGAAUCAUUAGGAUAUGCAGAAACAAACGAUGUUUUUCCAGUCUACAUAGGGGAUGAUCGUACGGAUGAGGAUGCAUUUAAGGUUUUGAGGAACAGAGGACAAGGCAUAGGGAUUCUAGUGUCGAAAAGUCCUAAAGAAACGAACGCUCCGUACACGUUGAAAGAACCGUCCGAGGUUAUGCAGUUUCUAAAAGGGUUGGUGGAGUGGAAGAAAAGAGGUUGUCCCUGUCCCUGUCCCUGUCCUUGUCCCUACUAAGGCAAUAUUAGAGCUGAGUGCUUCCCUUUAACGUAGAUGAUGACACAAAUCAACUGCCCUGUCCUGCUGGUUUUAUGAGGGGUGGGGUAAUUCAACUUAUGUACUUUUCUUUAGUUUGUAGUUGUAAUUUAAUCCCAAAGGGGAAUUUUUGUAUUUAAUACAAAAUGCUACUAGAAUCAUUUCAUCAAA